AAUCUUUUCAUAACAUUGGUGAGGUCUAGGGUUCGAAACUCAUUUCUCUUUUUUCUUUUUAUCCACAAUCUUCAUCUUCUUCCUCAUUUUUCCUGAAAAUUUUACAGAUCGUUGACUUUUCUCAUCCCUCGGGAACUUCAAAUUCUUCGUAUUUACACAGAAACUCCAUGGAUCUAGAUCAGCCCUCUUCUGCUCCGAGAAAGGUUAAAUUUGCACCAAAAAAUCCUCCUCGCAGGAGGCCAAAACCCAUCGAACGCAAAACUGAAGCGGUUAAUGAAGCUGAUGAAGCUGAUGAUGAUGAAGCCACACAAGCUCUCCUUAAACGAGUCCAUGAGCAUCUGGGGAGACGAGGACCUAAAGUCGAAAAGAAGUCUGCAGUGCAAGUUGCAUUUGAUGGAGGUGUUCCAUCAACUUCCAUAAGAACAUAUGGCAUACCUAGGGAAAGGGAUAGUGGUAAAAGCAGUGGCUCAGACUUGAAAGACUCUACUACUGAUGAUGGGCAAAUUCUCUCUUCAUAUUCAACUGCUGAACCAGAUGGAACCUCUGGAAGGGAUUUAAAUGCUGAGGAUGCGUCAUGUCAAAAGAAAAAGAAAGAUUAUAUAGAACCUUGGGAUUACCACCACACUUGCUAUCCUACUACUCUUCCUCUAAGGAGACCUUACUCUGGAAACCCAGAACUUCUUGAUGAAGCAGAAUUUGGCAAGGAUGCAAUGAACGUGGAGUAUGAUGAGAAUACUGUGAAUCCUGCUUCAGAACUUGGUUUUCUGGAGGAAAAUAAGGAAGCUAGGAUGUUGUUUCUUCAACUUCCUAGUAAUCUACCCUUGGAUAAGCGAUCAGCUACUGCAGGUGGCAUCUCAAUGUCAUCUGAAAUAACAAUUGCUUCAGCUAAUGCAAAGGGGAAAGCAAUAGCUAGCAGCUCAAUGUCAUUAGGGGAUUCAGGUGCUUCAGCCAGAGCAAACAAACAUUGCGGUUUGGAAGAAUUGCCAGGGGGAUACUUGGGCAAAAUGUUGGUUUACAAGAGUGGAGCGGUCAAGUUGAAGCUAGGAAAUACCCUGUAUGAUGUUUCUCCAGGUUCUGAUUGUGUUUUUGGUCAAGACGUUGUAGCAAUCAACACCAUUGACAAAAGCUGUAGUAUGCUUGGGGAACUCAACAAGCGGGCUAUUGUAACUCCUGAUAUCGAUUCCCUCCUGAACUGUGAUUAACUUUUACUAGAUUAAUACUAGUUGCAGGCAGUUUGUCCAUGUAAAUCAAGUGGAAAAUGUAAAGAAGUAGAGAUUGUGUGUGUAAAUACGUAGCCAGAUUUACUGACUGCAAAUUCGGUAGCUUCUAAAGUUGCUCUGUGCAUAUACUGCAUUAUUGAGCUCCAGUGUUUUUUGAGGAAUAUUUUGACUAACAAAUGAAUGAAAAUUUGCAGAAAGUUGAAAUAGAUUACCAAAAA
Molecule: messenger RNA, 1438 nt
Organism: Cornus florida
Lineage: Eukaryota; Viridiplantae; Streptophyta; Magnoliopsida; Cornales; Cornaceae
Product: DNA-directed RNA polymerase III subunit rpc4-like
Exons: 9
Coding region: 168-1202 (344 amino acids)
Biological process (GO): transcription by RNA polymerase III
Cellular component (GO): RNA polymerase III complex
Molecular function (GO): DNA binding
Source: RefSeq, a predicted model, not a curated record